Molecule: messenger RNA, 3079 nt
Organism: Labrus mixtus (cuckoo wrasse)
Lineage: Eukaryota; Metazoa; Chordata; Actinopteri; Labriformes; Labridae
Gene: itgbl1
Product: integrin, beta-like 1
Exons: 11
Coding region: 196-1656 (486 amino acids)
Biological process (GO): cell adhesion mediated by integrin; integrin-mediated signaling pathway; cell-matrix adhesion
Cellular component (GO): integrin complex; cell surface; focal adhesion
Molecular function (GO): integrin binding
Source: RefSeq, a predicted model, not a curated record
GGCACUUGUAUGGAGAGGACUGUUGGCCUCUGAAGGGAUAGAGCUAGUUCAGGCCCAGCCUGCUGCUCCUUCUCUGCUUCUCUCCUUUUUUCUUUUCCUCUCUCACUCUCUCUUCCUGUCCUGUCUGUUUAAGGGGAGAAAGAUUGGGCAAAUUCCUUCAAGCUACUUUACUUCAGGUUUCUGUGGGAUUUAAACAUGCACACUGAAGUUUUGGUACAGUCCAUGUUGGUGCCGUUGUUUCUCAUUCUGCUCUCUACCGUGGAGGACACUUUGUUACAGUCGGUGAGCCAGGUGGGUGGUGAGUGUAGGCUGUCCGCGGAGUCAUCCCAGCGCCGCUGCCGGACACCUGAUGGCAAGAUCUGCAGUGGGCGGGGCCAGUGUGACUGCGGCGUCUGCAUCUGCGAAGCAAGAGAUCCAGGGAAGUUCUUUGGACCGCACUGCGAGUGCCAUGACUGGGUGUGUGCCACAUAUAACGGGAAAACAUGCAAUGACCGCGGCUACUGUGACUGUGGGAUGUGUGAGUGUGAUGAGGGCUGGUCCGGAGAUGCCUGCCAGUUCCAGGAGGAGUGUAACCUACCCAACAAGAAGAGCAAAGAGCUCUGCAAAAACCCUCAGGGGGUGGUGUGCUCCAACAGAGGCACCUGUCAGUGUGGCAGCUGUAUGUGUAACAGCGAGGACAAAAGGGGUCUGGUGACGGGAAGUUUCUGUGAGUGUGAUGACAGCGAGUGCCUGGAAGAAGACACCGGAGAGGUGUGUGGAGGCCACGGCCAGUGCUACUGUGGAAACUGUUACUGUGCUGCUGGUUGGCAUGGAGACAAAUGUGAAUUCCAGUGUGACAUCAGCCCAUGGGAAAGCAAGCGGAGAUGCACAUCUCCAGAUGGCAAAAUCUGCAGCAACAGAGGUACCUGUGUGUGUGGGGAGUGUAACUGCCACGAUGUAGAUCCCUCAGGCGACUGGGGAGAUAUUCAUGGGGACACAUGCGAGUGUGAUGAGAGAAACUGUCAUGCAACCUACGACCGAUACACGGAUGACUUCUGCUCCGGUCAGGGCCAGUGUAAUUGUGGCAGGUGUGACUGCAAGGACGGAUGGGCCGGGAAGAAGUGCGAGCAUCCUCUGUCCUGCUCCAUGUCUCUGGAGAGCAGUCUGAAGAAGUGUCGCGGAACGUCCAAUUUGCCCUGCUUUGGACGAGGUCAGUGUCAGUGUGGACAGUGUAUCUGCCACCCACCGGGGGACAACCGAGUUCACGGCAAAAACUGUGAGUGUGACGACCGGCAGUGUGAGGACAUCAGUGGAGAGGUCUGCGGAGGUCACGGUUUCUGUUCAUGCGGACGCUGCAUCUGCCAGGAGGGCUGGUUCGGGAAGCUGUGCCAGUUCCCCAGGUCCUGUGACAUGAGCGACGCCCAGAGCAAGGAGCUCUGUGAGACAUCUGACGGAGUCGUGUGCAGCGGGAAAGGAUCCUGUCACUGUGGACAAUGCAUCUGCUCCGCCCAAGAGGGUUGGGUGUCCGGAGAGUUCUGCGAGUGUGACGACCGAGAGUGUGACAAACACGAUGGACUCAUCUGUACAGGGAACGGGCUGUGCAACUGUGGCAGCUGUGAGUGCUGGGACGGCUGGACAGGGAACGCCUGCGAGAUCUGGGUGGGAGCAGAGUACUGACGAGAAGAGGACACUUGAGUUUAGAGACAAGAGGACUGGGCUGCCCGGAGCGACCAGAGGACAGUCGGAUGGUCACCACCAGACCGGUUGUAAACCAAGUUAGGAAGAAGACUAAACGGAGAGGAAAAUUCUGCAUAUGAUAAACAGCAUUCAUUCUUUUAUUGUACUGGUUACAAGUUUUCCUUUUAAAACUGUAAAACUGGGCGUUGUAGGUAUAAAAGAAACAAAAAUAUUACCAUGUUCACAAACAGUGUUAUGUUUAAUUGUUAUAUAAUGUAGAAAAGCUUUGAAGAUGAAUUCACAUAAAAUGAUGCAAGUACAAAUGCAAAUGAUGGAAAGAAGAAUAAAUAUUAAAGUUGUCUUUAGAAUAUGAGGCAUACUUGUUGACUGUACAUUAGAAGUGGACGUAGCCGCUUGGUUCAAAAGCAAAGCCAGUACUGAAGUGCCGACAGCUGCAUUCUGUUUGAUGGCCUGUAGGGGGCAACUCCAAUAAUCGCAAAAAUAAGUCAAAUUGUAUGAAGAAUUGAAAAAUUGACCUGACUUCCAGGUUGAUUCAUUAGCUCUGUAAGCAUUUCCUUAAGAUGUGUAUGACAUCAAAUGUUAGUUUAAAGUCUAGUUCAACAUGGUGCUGGUUUUGUUUAAUAUGGUCACAUUUAGAGUAAAGUUGUCAAUAAAGCAGGGGAUGGUUUUGGGCGGGGACACUUGGGAUUGACAAGUCCCUUCCACAGUCAACAAGGUUAGAGUGAAAUAAGGUGUAUCCAUCCUCCCAUCCAAUAUGGUCAUUUUAAAAAAACUUGGCAAAGGCCAAACUGUCAACUUAAAGGGAUAUUACGCCGUUCCAAUAUUUCAGACAUACAUGUAAAAAUGUUGGAUAUUAAUACAAGAAUGUCCGAGUAAUCCCUCAGUCUUCAGAGCUCAGUGUGCAGGUUGCUCUAAACUUCAGAUUUGAGACAAUUUUUUUAAACCAUGGAGAUUUUGUGACAUCGCAGCGUCACAUAACUCCUUAUAUGGUCAUGUACCCGAGGUACGGGGGAACAACGACACGCCCCAGGGUUUUUGGAGAACAAAGUGAGCUUGAAGUAAGCGGGGCCCUAAAGAGACAGUACCUGAAAUUGGCCAUCUAAGCAAGAUUAGAAAGAUUAGGAAGUUUUUUUGGGGGGGGUUGUAUAUCAUGCAAAGCUACUACAGAGGUUUUACAAUUUGAAAGUAUAAAAUUUGCCUUCAUUUAAAACAGGACAACAAGGCGGCUAUGUCUGCUUCUUUUUUACAGUCUGAAGAGAUGCUGCAGGGGUUAAUGUAGGUUUGUUUUUUAAUGCUGGUUGUUCAAAACCUGUAAAGAAAGUUCACACACGAGGUGGAGACAGAGGUUACUGUUUGAGGUUUUUAUUUCUUUUUUUAAUAAUAAAACAUUAAAUGUGCCGCA